GAGGGCCUUCCACAGAUCUUUGUGGAAUUUGAUGGCUGUAACUGGAAGCAACACUCCUGGGUUAAAGUUCAUGCUGAAGAAGUUACUGUGCUUCUGCUGGAAGGGUCACUUGUAUGGGCACCUCGGAAGGAUCCUGUCCUCCUCCAGGGCACUCGAAUCCCAAUUGCACAGUGGCCAGCCCUGACUUUCACUCCCCUAGUAGAUAAACUGGGUUUGGGUUCUAUGGUGCCAGUUGAGUAUCUUCUGGAUCGAGAGCUGCGUUUCCUGUCAGAUGCUACUGGGUUACAUCUGUUCCAGAUGGGAACAGAUAGCCAAAAUCAAAUUCUUUUAGAACAUGCUGCACUGAGAGAAACAGUUAAUGCUUUGAUCAGUGACCAGAAGCUACAAGAGAUAUUCAGCCAAGGUCCCUACAGUGUUCAAGGUCACAGGGUCAAAGUGUACCAGCCAGAGGGGGAAGAAGGGUGGCUCUAUGGUGUUGUGAGCCAUCAAGAUUCCAUCACCCGUCUUAUGGAGGUGUCUGUAACUGAGAGUGGUGAGAUCAAGUCGGUAGAUCCCAGACUAAUCCAUGUGAUGCUGGUGGAUAGCUCGACGCCUCAGAGAGAGGGGGGUACGUUAAAAGCAGUAAAAUCUUCCAAAGGAAAGAAGAAGAGAGAGAGCAUAGAGGGGAAAGAUGGCCGGAGGAGGAAAAAUGCUUCGGACUCUGGGUGUGACCCUGCAUCAAAGAAAUUAAAAGGAGACAGGGGUGAAGUAGACAGUAAUGGGAGCGAUGGAAGUGAGGCAAGCCGAGGGCCCUGGAAAGAAGGUAAUGCCAGUGGAGAACCAGGGCUGGAUCAGAGAUCCAAGCAGCCACCGUCUACGUUUGUCCCCCAGAUUAACCGCAACAUUCGCUUUGCCACUUACACCAAAGAAAAUGGCAGGACUCUGGUGGUACAGGAUGAGCCUGUAGGAGGGGACACACCUGUACCUUUCGCUCCAUAUUCUACAGCCACGGGUCAGACACCUUUGGCUCCAGAGGUGGGUGGAACCGAAAAUAAAGAGGCAGGAAAAACACUGGAACAAGUUGGCCAGAGCAUGGUGGCUUCAGCAGCUGUGGUCACUACUGCCAGCUCCACACCAACCACAGUGAGGAUCUCAGACACUGGCCUUGCAACAGGGACUGGGCCUGAAAAACAGAAAGGCAGCUGGUCACAGGCCUCAGGAGAGAUUUCAAGAAACUCUAUACUGGGCUCUUCCGGAUUUGGAGCAUCUCUCCCAAGUUUAUCGCAACCUUUGACUUUUGCAAGUGGGCGGAGCCAGUCCAAUGGGGUUCUAGCCACGGAGAACAAACCUUUGGGCUUCUCUUUUGGUUGUGGCUCUGCAUCAGAGUCUCAAAAAGACUCUGAUCUCUCCAAAAACUUAUUUUUUCAGUGCAUGUCCCAAACUUUACCCACCAGUAACUAUUUCACUACGGUUUCGGAGAGUUUGGCUGAUGAUUCCUCUAGUCGGGACUCAUUCAAGCAAAGCCUUGAAAGCCUGAGCUCAGGCCUGUGUAAAAGCAGAUCCACUCUUGGAGCAGACACGAAGCUAGGCUCUAAGGCUGGCAGCUCUGUGGACCGGAAAGUACCUGCAGAGUCCAUGCCCACCCUCACUCCAGCCUUCCAACGGAGCCUCCUAAAUACCCGUACCCCAGAGAGUCAUGAAAAUCUAUUUUUACAGCCCCCCAAACUGUCCCGAGAAGAGCCUUCUAACCCUUUCCUGGCAUUUGUGGAGAAAGUUGAACAUAGCCCUUUCAGCAGCUUUGCAUCUCAGGCAUCAAGUAGCUCUGCUACCACUGUCACCUCCAAGGCAGCACCCAGCUGGCCCGAGUCUCACUCCUCCACAGAUUCGGCCUCUUUAACAAAGAAGAAACCCCUCUUCAUUACAACUGACUCCUCCAAGCUAGUGCCUGGUGUUCUGGGCUCUGCUCUUACCACUGGGGGCCCAAGCCUCUCUGCCAUGGGGAAUGGCCGCUCCAGCUCACCCACCAGCACCCUCACCCAACCCAUUGAGAUGCCUACUCUCUCUUCCAGCCCCACAGAGGAAAGGCCUACUGUGGGGCCUGGGCAGCAGGACAAUCCCCUCCUCAAAACCUUUAGUAACGUCUUUGGCAGGCACUCAGGCAGUUUUCUGUCCUCCCCAGCAGAUUUUUCACAGGAGAACAAAGCUCCUUUUGAAGCUGUGAAAAGGUUCUCACUGGAUGAGCGAAGCUUGGCUUGCAGACAGGACUCAGACUCCAGCACCAACAGUGACCUGUCAGAUUUGAGCGACUCGGAGGAGCAGCUGCAGGCGAAGACUGGCCUGAAGGGGAUUCCAGAGCACCUGAUGGGGAAGCUGGGCCCCAAUGGGGAGCGCAGUGCUGAAUUGUUGCUGGGCAAGGGCAAAGGGAAGCAGACCCCCAAGGGCCGGCCUCGGACCGCCCCCCUGAAAGUUGGCCAGUCAGUGCUGAAAGAUGUGAGCAAGGUGAAGAAGCUGAAGCAGUCUGGAGAGCCCUUCCUGCAGGAUGGGUCAUGCAUUAACGUGGCCCCACACCUGCACAAGUGUCGUGAGUGCCGCCUGGAGCGGUAUCGGAAGUUCAAAGAGCAGGAGCAAGACGACUCGACUGUGGCCUGCCGCUUCUUUCACUUCCGGAGGUUGAUCUUCACUCGAAAGGGGGUACUUCGUGUGGAGGGGUUUCUAAGCCCUCAACAAAGUGACCCUGAUGCCAUGAACCUGUGGAUUCCCUCUUCCUCCCUAGCAGAAGGGAUAGACCUAGAGACCUCAAAAUACAUCCUGGCCAAUGUUGGGGAUCAGUUCUGUCAGCUUGUAAUGUCUGAAAAGGAGGCCAUGAUGAUGGUGGAGCCGCACCAGAAAGUGGCAUGGAAGAGAGCUGUACGUGGCGUGCGGGAAAUGUGUGAUGUAUGUGAAACAACUCUCUUCAACAUCCACUGGGUUUGUCGCAAAUGUGGAUUUGGGGUCUGCCUUGACUGUUAUAGGCUCAGGAAAAGCCGUCCUCGCAGUGAUCUGGCACCGUGCAACUUCUGGCUCUUCCCCAAAGUCAAAAUGACCAUGAAAGAGACAGAGGAGAUGGGUGACGAAGAGGUUUUCUCUUGGUUAAAGUGUGCAAAGGGGCAGUCCCAUGAACCAGAGAAUCUCAUGCCCACACAGAUCAUCCCUGGCACAGCCCUUUACAAUAUCGGAGACAUGGUACAUGCUGCCAGGGGCAAAUGGGGCAUUAAAGCGAACUGUCCUUGUAUUAGUCGGCAGAACAAAUCUGUAUUGAGACCUGCUGUCACCAACGGGAUGUCCCAGCUUCCUAGCAUAAACCCUAGUGCCUCUUCUGGAAACGAAACUACCUUCUCAGGUGGAGGAGGAACUGCAGCGGGAACAAUACCAGAGCCCAACCAUGUUCCUAAAGGCGAUGGCACUGACAUCAGACCUGAAGAGCCCCUGAAAGCUGAUGGUGCAGUGUCCAAUAGCAAUAGUGAGCUAAAAGCCAUCAGGCCUCCGUGCCCCGACACGGCGCCCCCCUCCUCUGCCCUGCAUUGGUUGGCGGAUUUAGCAACUCAGAAGGCGAAAGAAGAAACAAAAGAAGCAGGGUCCCUGAGGUCGGUGCUCAAUAAAGAGUCUCAUUCACCCUUUGGGCUGGACUCGUUCAACUCCACUGCAAAGGUCUCUCCGUUGACUCCAAAGCUUUUUAACAGUCUGUUACUGGGUCCCACUGCCUCCAACAACAAAACCGAAGGCUCUAGCCUUCGAGACCUCCUUCACUCCGGGCCCGGGAAGCUUCCUCAAAGCCCCCUGGACACAGGCAUACCCUUCCCCCCGGUCUUCUCUACAUCCUCAGCAGGAGUGAAGAGCAAGGCCAGCCUACCCAACUUUCUUGACCACAUCAUUGCUUCUGUGGUGGAAAAUAAGAAAACCUCAGAUGCUUCAAAGAGGACCUGCAACUUGACUGAUACCCAGAAGGAAGUGAAGGAGAUGGUGAUGGGGUUAAAUGUGCUAGACCCCCACACCUCUCACUCCUGGCUCUGUGAUGGGAGGCUCCUGUGUCUCCAUGAUCCCAGCAACAAGAACAAUUGGAAGAUCUUCCGGGAGUGUUGGAAGCAAGGCCAGCCAGUACUGGUUUCAGGGGUGCAUAAAAAACUGAAGUCUGAACUCUGGAAACCUGAAGCCUUUAGCCAGGAAUUUGGAGAUCAAGAUGUGGACUUGGUGAACUGCAGAAACUGUGCUAUAAUUUCUGACGUGAAAGUUCGGGAUUUCUGGGAUGGCUUUGAGAUCAUAUGCAAGCGAUUAAGGUCAGAAGACGGACAGCCCAUGGUGCUCAAACUCAAGGACUGGCCUCCUGGGGAAGAUUUUCGGGACAUGAUGCCCACAAGGUUUGAAGAUCUGAUGGAGAACCUUCCUCUGCCAGAAUAUACCAAACGAGAUGGCAGGCUCAAUCUGGCCUCUAGGCUACCCAGCUACUUUGUAAGGCCUGAUCUUGGCCCCAAGAUGUACAACGCCUACGGCUUGAUAACUGCAGAAGACAGAAGGGUUGGCACAACAAAUCUUCACUUAGAUGUGUCUGAUGCCGUUAACGUGAUGGUGUACGUUGGGAUCCCCAUCGGGGAGGGUGCUCAUGAUGAAGAAGUACUCAAGACAAUUGAUGAGGGAGAUGCUGAUGAGGUAACAAAGCAAAGAAUUCAUGAUGGAAAUGAGAAACCAGGUGCUUUAUGGCACAUCUAUGCCGCCAAGGAUGCAGAAAAGAUCCGAGAGCUGCUCCGAAAGGUUGGAGAAGAGCAAGGCCAAGAGAAUCCCCCUGAUCAUGACCCAAUUCAUGACCAAAGUUGGUACCUGGACCAGACCCUCCGCAAGCGCCUCUACGAGGAGUAUGGUGUGCAAGGUUGGGCCAUCGUGCAGUUCUUAGGUGAUGCCGUCUUCAUACCUGCUGGAGCCCCUCACCAGGUUCACAAUUUAUAUAGUUGCAUAAAAGUAGCAGAAGACUUUGUGUCUCCAGAACAUGUGAAGCACUGUUUCCGCCUGACUCAGGAAUUCAGGCAUCUCUCCAACACGCAUACAAAUCAUGAAGAUAAACUGCAGGUGAAAAACAUCAUUUACCACGCAGUGAAAGAUGCUGUUGGCACCCUCAAGGCUCAUGAAUCCAAACUGGCACGGUCAUAGGAAUGGAGAAGUCCCAAGCACCCCCAUGAAGCAGGUCUUUCGCUCACGACACUCACAGGGACUGGCAGGGUUCUCGGUGCAAGUAGAGGCCCUUGCCCGGAGCCGGUGUGGUCAGUAUUACAGACUCUCCAGCCACUCUCUGCACCGCCUCAGAACUGAAGGCUGCACUGCUCACACACUUUCAGACUCCAGCCCAGGGUGCUGCCUCCCCCACCCUGCAGCCUCCGGGAAUCUGACUGCCUGGACAUCAUGGGCUUUCCUGCACAUUCUCCUGAUUUGAUAUCAUGGAAACCAGAAAUGUGGGCACACCGUUUUUCUCUCUUCCUCUUGUGCCUAAUUAAGUGGGAAUGUGUUUGGAGCUGGCGGGAACCCCAUAGCUGGUACAAGUAGAGGUGAUUGCUUACACACACCUGGUGGAAGCCUUACAGUGUCUGCACAUGACUCCGACACAGCGCGUCCAGGAGACGGCGCAGUCACUCCCCAUACUCUCCCUGAGCACUGGAGUCUCAGGACCUGGGAGAGUCCACUGCUUUUCCCCAGGAGGCUCCAGGAUUAGGAAAUGUGUGUAUUUAGUGAAAAAUAGGUUUGUAGUGAAAUAGUAACUAUUUCAUGAAAGUAGAUAUUUUUAGAAUUUUUGAAAUGCCACAGUUGUUUUCCUGGAUUACAAGGAAAGGCACAUGACAUUUAGUCUUCCUUUCGCUAAAACUCUUUGAAGAAAUAUGAUUUUUAGAAAUCAGCUGCCCAUCAUAGCACAAAUUCAGCCAAAGCAGAACUUAAAGGAAUUGGCUUUUAGAAUUCUUUUAGUCCCAUUCUGUCCCCUGUCCCCUCUUAGUGUUCUUGAGGGAUCAGCCAUCUCGGAACUUGGUCUUGUCCGAGCUGUGGUGUGUUCCCUCAUGCACCCAUGGUGACUCCGGGAGCCGUCUUCACCUCUUACCAGCGUUCCCUUGGGACUCCUCAGACAUUUCUAAACACAAAACAAAGCUUAAUUUCCAACAUGACGUUUUUGGGUUUUUGUCCAGAAAUAUUUUCAGCAAAACUUUCCAACUCAGUGGAGUUUUUAUUAAGAAUUUAUUUGAAAAUGAUGGAAUUCAUUGGCCCAUAGGUACAUUGGGAAAUUAUCUCUUUCCAGCUGUACUGUAAUGCCCUGCAGGCUUGUUUAUAUGUUCACACUUUUUUUUAAAUAAAAGUCAUUUACUGUAGAAUACUUUUAAUUUCACUUUCUGUAU
Messenger RNA from Fukomys damarensis (Damara mole-rat), 6383 nucleotides. RefSeq names its product lysine demethylase 3B (gene Kdm3b). NCBI's taxonomy places the organism in Eukaryota, Metazoa, Chordata, Mammalia, Rodentia, Bathyergidae. Bases 223 to 5157 code for a protein of 1644 amino acids. Gene Ontology annotation, molecular function: chromatin DNA binding; histone H3K9 demethylase activity; transcription coregulator activity. The transcript has 25 exons. Gene Ontology annotation, biological process: regulation of transcription by RNA polymerase II. Gene Ontology annotation, cellular component: histone deacetylase complex; chromatin. The record is from RefSeq and is a predicted model, not a curated record.